Molecule: messenger RNA, 14741 nt
Organism: Scophthalmus maximus (turbot)
Lineage: Eukaryota; Metazoa; Chordata; Actinopteri; Pleuronectiformes; Scophthalmidae
Product: mucin-5AC
Exons: 48
Coding region: 8-14518 (4836 amino acids)
Cellular component (GO): extracellular matrix
Molecular function (GO): protein binding
Source: RefSeq, a predicted model, not a curated record
GCAGCAAAUGGCUAUGACUAACGAGUGGCUGCUAUGGCUGACCCUGUCUGCCAUCGCAGGUGCUUGGCAAAGCGAGGCAAAGUCUGCAGUGUUUUCCUCCAUGUCCCAGAUGGCUGAGAAAAUAAAAGGAGUGAGUCCCAUCCACAACGGUCAGGUUUGCAGUACAUGGGGAAACUUCCACUUCAAGACCUUUGAUGGAGACGUGUUCCAGUUGCACUCCACCUGCAACUACGUCCUGACCUCCUCAUGCAGGGGCAGCUACAACGACUUCGACAUCCAGAUAAGACGAGCUGAGGCUGGCGGCCACCCCACCAUCAAACACAUCAUAAUGAAGCUGGACGGUUCAGUUGUGGAGCUGUCAAACGGCUCAGUGGUCAUUGAUGGCAAAUUAGCCAAUUUACCGUACAGUCACUCAGGAUUGUUCAUCGAGAAAACCCCAACCUACAUCAAAAUCAAAGCAAACUUGGGAUUGGUUGCUGUCUGGAAUGAGGAGGACUCUUUUCUGGUGGAGCUAGACCUGAAGUACAAAAACCAAACGUGUGGGCUUUGUGGAGACUUUAAUGGGGUCCAGCUCUACAACGAGUUCUACAGUCACGGUGUGAAAAUUUCCCCGGUGAAUUUUGCCAACUUCUGGAAAAUGAAUGGUCCAACUGAAAGCUGCUCUGGCAACACCAAGGAAUCACCACAGAGCUGCAACGACAUGAAACCUCUGUGUGAGCAGAUCCUCACGGCACCGGCCUUCAACAGCUGUCACAGUCUGCUAGAUGUCGACGCCUUCACCUCAGCCUGCGUCGCAGACCUCUGCCAAUGCGGCGACGGCAUUGAUGAUCUCGCAGACCCCUUCUGCCUGUGUGGCACUGUGUCCGAGUUCUCCAGACAGUGUGUCCAUGCCGGCGGCAAGCCUCACAACUGGAGAACCAAAGAGCUCUGCUGGAAAUCAUGUCCCCACAAUAUGGAGUACAAAGAGUGUGGGAGUCCCUGUUCUGACACCUGCUCCAACCCAGAGGCCAGCCACACCUGUGACAACCACUGUAUCGACGGAUGCUUCUGCCCUGCAGGGAUGGUGCUGGAUGAUUUAAACACAAAGGGUUGUGUUCCACUGAGCAAGUGCUCCUGCAGCUAUAACAGCAAAACCUACGGACCAGGAGAGUCCUACUCCAGUAACUGUAAAACUUGUGUGUGUGAGAGCGGUCGGUGGAUGUGUACAGAGGGGAACUGCCCAGGAAGCUGCUCUGUGGAGGGAGGGGCUCACGUCAACACCUUCGAUGGGAAGGUCUAUACCUUUCAUGGGGACUGUUCCUACAUUCUGACAAAGGACUGCAAUGGAACCCAGUUUGUGGUACAGGGAGAACUGACUCAGUGUGGACUGACUGAGAGUGAAACCUGCCUCAAGUCUGUUACGCUGGCUCUAUCUGGAGGGGCUAAUGUGAUCACCAUCCAGCCCAGCGGCAAGGUCUUUGUGAAUGGCAUCUAUGCUCAAUUACCCUUCUCUGCUGCUGGGAUCUCCGCCUUCAGCGGGUCUUCUUUCUACCUGCUGGUCCGGACAUCUGUCGGCGUUCUGCUGGAGGUGCAGCUGCAGCCAGUCAUGCAGCUUUACAUCAGAGUGAGCAGUGACUACAAGGACAGGACCUGUGGUCUGUGUGGGAACUUCAACAGUAACCAAGCUGACGACUUUCUGAAGCUCAGUGGCGUCCAAGAUGCCACAGCAGCCGGUUUUGUCAACAGCUGGAAGACGCAUGCCAGUUGCACAGACAUUCAGAGGAUCUUUCAGAACCCCUGCAGUCUCAGUCUGGACAAUGAGAAGUACGCCCUGCACUGGUGCUCCAUGCUGAGUGAUCCUCGGGGAGUGUUCGCCCCCUGUCACCCAGAGAUCAGUCCUGACUCUUACAAAGAGAACUGCAUGUAUGACAGCUGUAACUGUGAGAGAAGCGAGGACUGCAUGUGUGCCGCAGUCUCCUCUUAUGUCCACGCAUGUGCAGCCGCAGGGAUCCAGAUCAGCGGCUGGAGGAAGAGCAUCUGUGGUAAAUAUGCCAGCUCCUGUCCGAGCACCAUGGUCUACUCCUACAACAUCACGUUCAGCGGUCGCACCUGCCGCUGCCUCGGUACCACAGAUCUCAGCUGCCACUUCUCUUUCCCGCCGAUCGACGGCUGUAUCUGUGCGGAGGGAACCUAUCUGGAUGACUCUGGGAAGUGUGUCGCCUCUGAGGCUUGUCCCUGCUAUGACAAAAGCUCUGUGGUGUCUCCUGGAGAGGUUAUCAACAAGGACGGAGUCAUAUGCACCUGUAAGGAGGGCAAACUCAGCUGCAUUGGGGAGGUACAGCCAGCAACCUGCGCUCCCCCCAUGGUGUUCUUCAACUGCUCUGCCAAUGGUCCAGCUGCAAAAGGAACCGAGUGUGAUAAGAGCUGCAACACAUUAGACAUGGCCUGUGUGACCACAGGGUGUGUGUCUGGUUGCAUGUGUCCACCUGGGAUGGUAUCUGAUGGUAAAGGGCACUGCAUCAAGCCAGAGGCCUGUCCCUGUGUUCACAAUGGCAUCUCCUACCACCCUGGAGAGACCACCAGGGUGGACUGCAACACCUGCACUUGUAAAGAUAGAAAAUGGAUCUGCUCUACCAAUCAGUGUGAUGGAACCUGCUCUGUCUAUGGUGCUGGACACUACAUGACCUUUGAUCGGAAGCGCUUCACCUUUGAUGGCAACUGUGAAUACGUUCUCGCUCAGGACUACUGUGGCAGUGCUCAGAGUAAUGGGACUUUCAGAGUGAUCACUGAGAAUGUUCCAUGUGGAACCACAGGAACCACCUGCUCUAAGACCAUCAAGAUCUUCCUGGAGAGAGCAGAACUGAUUCUCACAGAGGGAAACUAUCAGUUGCUUUCAAGUGGAAAGGAAGAAGUAGCCCCAUUCCAUUACAGCACUAUGGGCAACUACCUGGUAAUCGAAGCCAACAAUGGACUUAUUCUCAUGUGGGAUAGGAAGACCAGCUUGUUCAUCAAGCUCAGCCAAAAAUAUAAGGGUCGUGUGUGUGGGCUGUGUGGCAACUAUGACAACAAUGCAAAUAACGACUUCACUACAAGGUGCCAUGCAGUGGUAGUCAGCCCACUGGUGUUUGGAAACAGCUGGAAGGAUUUGCCAAGCUGCCCUGAUGCUCAGAGCAUUAGCAACCCCUGCACAGAAAAGCCAUACAGACAGUCGUGGGCCCAGAAACAGUGCAGCAUCAUACUGAGUGACAUCUUCUCCUCCUGCCACUCCAUUGUGGAUCCUUCUCCAUACUAUGAAGCAUGUGCGUUUGAUUCAUGUGCUUGUGACACUGGUGGAGACUGCGAGUGCUUCUGCACUGCUGUGGCUGCUUACGCUGAAUCCUGUAAUCAAGAAGGUGUCUGUGUACGAUGGAGAACACCUAAAAUCUGCCCUCUCUUCUGUGAUUACUACAACCCCCCUGGUGAAUGUGAAUGGCACUACAUGCCAUGUGGAUCUCCUUGUAUGAAAACCUGCAGGAACCCCUCAGGCAGCUGCUCCACAGAGAUACCUCCUCUAGAAGGUUGCUAUCCAAAGUGUCCUCCUGUUCAGCCAUACUUUGAUGAGGAUACAAUGACAUGUGUUGUAAAAGAACAAUGUGGCUGCUACGAUAAAGAUGGGAGACACUAUGACAAUGGUGACGAAGUGCCAACAACCAAAAACUGUUACACAUGCACAUGCAGUUCAAUGACCAUCAAAUGCCAUUACGAUGCACAAGCCUGUAGUUGCACAUAUCAUGGAAACAAAUAUCCCCCUGGCAAUACAAUUUAUAACACAACAGAUGGACAUGGUAACUGCAUGACAGCAGUGUGCAAGAAGGACGGUAUCAUUGACCAUGUGUCAUACCCAUGCCCAGUAUCUCCCCCGACAACAAAGCUGCCUACUGCAACCUCUACUACAACCAGCCAGUCUCCAACCACAUUUGUUUUUACAUCAACCACACCAGGGUCAGUCACGUGUAAUCCUUGUGAAUGGUCGCCAUGGUAUGAUUCCAGCUUCCCCGCACUUGGAACUCCAGGAGGAGACAAUGAAACAUAUGAAAAAAUUAGAGGGGCAGGGCACAAGAUAUGUAAUAAGCCAAGUCAGAUACAAUGCAGAGCAGAAAAAUUCCCAAAUGUCACCAGUGACAAUGUGGGACAAGUGGUGCAAUGUAACCUAGAUAAAGGGCUGACGUGCAGGAAUGAAGACCAGUCAGGGCCACUGGCCUUAUGCUUUAACUACCAGGUCAGAGUUCUGUGUUGUGACUAUAGAGCAUGCCCAACAAAGCCUGCUCCAUCAUCAGUACAUCCAACCUCAACCACAGUGAUACCUACAACAACAGAAUAUGUUACUAAAACACCUUGUCAAGAAAGAUUAUGCUUCUGGUCAAAAUGGAUAAGCUCAGACUACCCUGAACACCAUCCUGAUGGUGGGGACAAUGAAACCAUCAAACACAUCAUCCAAAAAGGAUAUAACAUCUGUGAGAAUCCAGUGGCAGUGGAGUGUCGGGGAGUGCACUAUGCAUCCACUCCUCUAAAACAAUUAGAGCAAAACAUAACAUGUAAUAACCACGUAGGACUCCUGUGCAAGAACAACUUACAGGAUCCCCCCAUAUGUUUAAAUUAUGAAAUAAAGGUAAAAUGUUGCAAGACAGUACAGUGCAACAUGACACUGCAUCCUACAAGUCCUACUUUUACAACCUCAUCCAGUACAACACAUCCACCUACAACUACUAAAUCAGCCACUACACCUUUAACCAAGACUGAAAAAACAACAACUCGACCAACUACAAUUACUACUACAACCAAAACUGAAACAACAACGUCUAUGCCACCUACAACUACUACUACUACAACCACAACAUCUCAGCAAAAUCCAACAACUACUACCAGAACUGAAACAACGACUACCCAGCCACCUACAACUUCUACCACCACACCUUCGACCACAACUGAAACAAUUAGGCAACCUACCACUGAACCUUGCCCUGGGGGACAUGAUGCAAAAUGUGGUUGGUCAGAUUGGAUCAAUCUUGGUGAACCCACACCAGGCCCCAAUGGUGGAGAAGAUGAAUCCAUCCAGAAAAUAAUUUCUGCUGGUUAUCACAUUUGCUCAGCUCCAGAAGAAGUCCAGUGUAGAGCUGUCAUUCACCCACAUCUUCCAAUAUCAGAUGUGGGGCAAGCUGUGAUUUGCAAUAAAAAUGUGGGUCUCAUAUGUAACAACACACAUCAAGGACUUCAGAAAGAGUGUUUGGAUUAUGAGAUUAAAUUCAAAUGUUGCGGUUGCCAAACACCAUCUACUACAACUCCCAUAACAACACCUCUUACUUCUACAACCAUGAGACCUACUACUGGAACUGAAACAACAACCCAGGCACCUACAACAACUACUUCAACCACUACAGCUUCUACCACAACUGAAACAACAACUCACCCAACUACAACUUCAACCACUACACCUACUACCACAACUGAAACAACAACUCACCCAACUACAACUACAACCACUACACCUUCUACAACAACUGAGCCACCUACAACUACCACUACAACCACAACUGAAACAACAACCCAGGCCCCUUCAACCACUACUUCAACCACUACACCUUCUACCACAGCUGAAACAACAACUCACCCAACUACAACUACAACCACUACACCUACUACCACAACUGAAACAACAACUCACCCAACUACAACUACAACCACUACACCUUCUACAACAACUGAGCCACCUACAACUACCACUACAACCACAACUGAAACAACAACCACAACAUCUCAGCCAACUACAACAACUACUACUACCACAACUGAAACAACAACUACCCGGCCACCUACAACCACCUCAACUAAUACACCUACUACCACAGCUGAAAGAACAACUACAACUUCAACCACCGCAGCUUCAACCACAACCGAAACGACUACUACCACCAGGCCACCUACAACUGGACCUUGCCCUGGGGGACAUGAUGCAACAUGUGGUUGGUCAGAUUGGAUCAAUCUUGGUGAACCCACACCAGGCCCCAAUGGUGGAGAAGAUGAAUCCAUCCAGAAAAUAAUUUCUGCUGGUUAUCACAUUUGCUCAGCUCCAGAAGAAGUCCAGUGUAGAGCUGUGAUUCACCCACAUCUUUCAAUAUCAGAUGUAGGGCAAGCUGUGAUUUGCAAUAAAAAUGUGGGUCUCAUAUGUAACAAUAAAAAUCAAGGACUUCAGAAAGAGUGUUUGGAUUAUGAGAUUAAAUUCAAAUGUUGCGGUUGCCAAACACCAUCUACUACAAAUCCCACUACAACACCUCUUACUUCUACAACCAAGAGACCUACUACUGGAACUGAAACAACAACCCAGGCACCUACAACAACUACUUCAACCACUACAGCUUCUACCACAGCUGAAACAACAACUCACCCAACUACAACUACAACCACUACACCUACUACCACAACUGAAACAACAACUCACCCAACUACAACUACAACCACUACACCUUCUACAACAACUGAGCCACCUACAACAACCACUACAACCACAACUGAACCAACAACUCACCCAACUACAACUACAACCACUACACCUUCUACAACAACUGAGCCACCUACAACUACCACUACAACCACAACUGAAACAACAACUCACCCAACUACAACUACAACCACUACACCUUCUACAACAACUGAAACAACAACUGAGCCACCUACAACUACCACUACAACCACAACUGAAACAACAACCACAACAUCUCAGCCAACUACAACAACUACUACUACCACAAUUGAAACAACAACUACCCGGCCACCUACAACCACCUCAACUACUACACCUACUACCACAGCUGAAAGAACAACUACAACUUCAAACACCACACCUUCAACCACAACCGAAACGACUACUACCACCAGGCCACCUACUGUACCUUGCCCUGGGGGACAUGAUGCAACAUGUGGUUGGUCAGAUUGGAUCAAUCUUGGGGAACCCACACCAGGCCCCAAUGGUGGAGAAGAUGAAUCCAUCCAGAAAAUAAUUACCGCUGGUUAUCACAUUUGCUCAGCUCCAGAAGAAGUCCAGUGUAGAGCUGUGAUUCACCCACAUCUUUCAAUAUCAGAUGUGGGGCAAGCUGUGAUUUGCAAUAAAAAUGUGGGUCUCAUAUGUAACAACAUACAUCAAGGACUUCAGAAAGAGUGUUUGGAUUAUGAAAUUAAAUUCAAAUGUUGCAGUUGCCAAACACCAUCUACUACAAAUCCCAUUACAACAUCUCUUACUUCUACAACCACGAGACCUACUACUGGAACUGAAACAACAACCCAGGCUCCUACAACAACUACUUCAACCACUACAGCUUCUACCACAGCUGAAACAACAACUCACCCAACUACAACUACAACCACUACACCUACUACCACAACUGAAACAACAACUCACCCAACUACAACUACCACUACAACAACAACUGAAACAACAACCACAACAUCUCAGCCAACAACAACUCCUACUACUACCACAAUUGAAACAACAACUACCCGGCCACCUGCAACCACCUCAACUACUACACCUACUACCACAGCUGAAAAAACAACUACAACUUCAACCACCACACCUUCAACCACAACUGAAACGACUACUACCACCAGGCCACCUACAACUGGACCUUGCCCUGGGGGACAUGAUGCAACAUGUGGUUGGUCAGAUUGGAUCAAUCUUGGUGAACCCACACCAGGCCCCAAUGGUGGAGAAGAUGAAUCCAUCCAGAAAAUAAUUUCUGCUGGUUAUCACGUUUGCUCAGCUCCAGAAGAAGUCCAGUGUAGAGCUGUGAUUCACCCAUAUCUUUCAAUAUCAGAUGUGGGGCAAGCUGUGAUUUGCAAUAAAAAUGUGGGUCUCAUAUGUAACAACAAACAUCAAGGACUUCAGAAAGAGUGUUUGGAUUAUGAGAUUAAAUUCAAAUGUUGCGGUUGCCAAACACCAUCUACUACAAAUCCCAUUACAACACCUCUCACUUCUACAACCAUGAGACCUACUACUGGAACUGAAACAACAACCCAGGCACCUACAACAACUACUUCAACCACUACACCUUCUACCACAACUGAAACAACAACUCACCCAACUACAACUACAACCACUACACCUACUACCACAACUGAAACAACAACUCACCCAACUACAACUACUACCACUACACCUACUACCACAACUGAAACAACAACUCACCCAACUACAACUACAACCACUACACCUUCGACAACAACUGAAACAACAACUGAGCCACCUACAACUACCACUACAACCACAACUGAAACAACAACCACAACAUCUCAGCCAACUACAACAACUACUACUACCACAAUUGAAACAACAACUACCCGGCCACCUACAACCACCUCAACUACUACACCUACUACCACAGCUGAAAGGACAACUACAACUUCAACCACCACACCUUCAACCACAACCGAAACGACUACUACCACCAGGCCACCUACUGGACCUUGCCCUGGGGGACAUGAUGCAACAUGUGGUUGGUCAGAUUGGAUCAAUCUUGGUGAACCCACACCAGGCCCCAAUGGUGGAGAAGAUGAAUCCAUCCAGAAAAUAAUUUCCGCUGGUUAUCACAUUUGCCCAGCUCCAGAAGAAGUCCAGUGUAGAGCUGUCAGUCACCCACAUCUUUCAAUAUCAGAUGUGGGGCAAGCUGUGAUUUGCAAUAAAAAUGUGGGUCUCAUAUGUAACAACAUACAUCAAGGACUUCAGAAAGAGUGUUUGGAUUAUGAAAUUAAAUUCAAAUGUUGCAGUUGCCAAACACCAUCUACUACAAAUCCCAUUACAACAUCUCUUACUUCUACAACCACGAGACCUACUACUGGAACUGAAACAACAACCCAGGCUCCUACAACAACUACUUCAACCACUACAGCUUCUACCACCACUGAAACAACAACUCACCCAACUACAACUACAACCACUACACCUACUACCACAACUGACACAACAACUCACCCAACUACAACUACAACCACUACAACAACUGAAACAACAACCACAACAUCUCAGCCAACAACAACUCCUACUACUACCACAAUUGAAACAACAACUACCCGGCCACCUACAACCACCUCAACUACUACACCUACUACCACAGCUGAAACAACAACUACAACUUCAACCACCACACCUUCAACCACAACUGAAACGACUACUACCACCAGGCCACCUACAACUGGACCUUGCCCUGGGGGACAUGAUGCAACAUGUGGUUGGUCAGAUUGGAUCAAUCUUGGUGAACCCACACCAGGCCCCAAUGGUGGAGAAGAUGAAUCCAUCCAGAAAAUAAUUUCUGCUGGUUAUCACAUUUGCUCAGCUCCAGAAGAAGUCCAGUGUAGAGCUAUGAUUCACCCACAUCUUUCAAUAUCAGAUGUGGGGCAAGCUGUGAUUUGCAAUAAAAAUGUGGGUCUCAUAUGUAACAACAUACAUCAAGGACUUCAGAAAGAGUGUUUGGAUUAUGAAAUUAAAUUCAAAUGUUGCAGUUGCCAAACACCAUCUACUACAAAUCCCAUUACAACACCUCUUACUUCUACAACCAUGAGACCUACUACUGGAACUGAAACAACAACCCAGGCACCUACAACAACUACUUCAACCACUACACCUUCUACCACAACUGAAACAACAACUCACCCAACUACAACUACAACCACUACACCUACUACCACAACUGAAACAACAACUCACCCAACUACAACUACUACCACUACACCUACUACCACAACUGAAACAACAACUCACCCAACUACAACUACAACCACUACACCUUCUACAACAACUGAAACAACAACUGAGCCACCUACAACUACCACUACAACCACAACUGAAACAACAACCACAACAUCUCAGCCAACUACAACAACUACUACUACCACAAUUGAAACAACAACUACCUGGCCACCUACAACCACCUCAACUACUACACCUACUACCACAGCUGAAAGAACAACUACAACUUCAACCACCACACCUUCAACCACAACCGAAACGACUACUACCACCAGGCCACCUACUGGACCUUGCCCUGGGGGACAUGAUGCAACAUGUGGUUGGUCAGAUUGGAUCAAUCUUGGUGAACCCACACCAGGCCCCAAUGGUGGAGAAGAUGAAUCCAUCCAGAAAAUAAUUUCCGCUGGUUAUCACAUUUGCCCAGCUCCAGAAGAAGUCCAGUGUAGAGCUGUCAGUCACCCACAUCUUUCAAUAUCAGAUGUGGGGCAAGCUGUGAUUUGCAAUAAAAAUGUGGGUCUCAUAUGUAACAACAUACAUCAAGGACUUCAGAAAGAGUGUUUGGAUUAUGAAAUUAAAUUCAAAUGUUGCAGUUGCCAAACACCAUCUACUACAAAUCCCAUUACAACAUCUCUUACUUCUACAACCACGAGACCUACUACUGGAACUGAAACAACAACCCAGGCUCCUACAACAACUACUUCAACCACUACACCUUCUACCACAACUGAAACAACAACUCACCCAACUACAACUACAACCACUACACCUACUACCACAACUGAAACAACAACUCACCCAACUACAACUCCAACCACUACACCUACUACCACAACUGACACAACAACUGAGCCACCUACAACUUCCACUACAACCACAACUGAAACAGCAACCACAACAUCUCAGCCAACUACAACAACUACUACUACCACAAUUGAAACAACAACUACCCGGCCACCUACAACCACCUCAACUACUACACCUACUACCACAGCUGAAACAACAACUACAACUUCAACCACCACACCUUCAACCACAACUGAAACGACUACUACCACCAGGCCACCUAUAACUGGACCUUGCCCUGGGGGACAUGAUGCAACAUGUGGUUGGUCAGAUUGGAUCAAUCUUGGUGAACCCACACCAGGCCCCAAUGGUGGAGAAGAUGAAUCCAUCCAGAAAAUAAUUUCUGCUGGUUAUCACAUUUGCUCAGCUCCAGAAGAAGUCCAGUGUAGAGCUGUGAUUCACCCACAUCUUUCAAUAUCAGAUGUGGGGCAAGCUGUGAUUUGCAAUAAAAAUGUGGGUCUCAUAUGUAACAACAAACAUCAAGGACUUCAGAAAGAGUGUUUGGAUUAUGAGAUUAAAUUCAAAUGUUGCGGUUGCCAAACACCAUCUACUACAAAUCCCAUUACAACACCUCUUACUUCUACAACCAUGAGACCUACUACUGGAACUGAAACAACAACCCAGGCACCUACAAAAACUACUUCAACCACUACACCUACUACCACAACUGACACAACAACUCACCCAACUACAACUACAACCACUACACCUACUACCACAACUGAAACAACAACUCACCCAACUACAACUACAACCACUACACCUUCUACAACAACUGAGCCACCUACAACUACCACUACAACCACAACUGAAACAACAACCACAACAUCUCAGCCAACUACAACAACUACUACUACCACAAUUGAAACAACAACUACUCGGCCACCUACAACCACCUCAACAACUACACCUACUACCACAGCUGAAACAACAACUACAACUUCAACCACCACAGCUUCAACCACAACCGAAACGACUACUACCACCAGGCCACCUACAACUGUACCUUGCCCUGGGGGACAUGAUGCAACAUGUGGUUGGUCAGAUUGGAUCAAUCUUGGUGAACCCACACCAGGCCCCAAUGGUGGAGAAGAUGAAUCCAUCCAGAAAAUAAUUUCCGCUGGUUAUCACAUUUGCUCAGCUCCAGAAGAAGUCCAGUGUAGAGCUGUCAGUCACCCAUAUCUUUCAAUAUCAGAUGUGGGGCAAGCUGUGAUUUGCAAUAAAAAUGUGGGUCUCAUAUGUAACAACAUACAUCAAGGACUUCAGAAAGAGUGUUUGGAUUAUGAGAUUAAAUUCAAAUGUUGCGGGUGCCCAACACCAUCUACAACAAAUCCCACUACAACACCUCUUACUUCUUCAACCACAAGACUUACUACAACCCAGCCACCUACAACUACUACAUCGACCACUUCAACUUCUACCACAACCGAGUUACCUGUAGUGACAGGAGAAAUCUAUCAACCAGUGACCAAGCCACAGAUUUGCAAUUGUUUUCAUAACGGUUCAAAGUUCAGCAGUGGUUCCAUAGUCUACAAUGAGACAGACUAUAAUGGCCACUGUUACAUAGGGUACUGCAAUGAGAGCUGUCUUGUGGUGCAGAAACACUACCAGUGUUCUACAUCUGGGAAAGAUUGCAAUGAUGUAACUCCUACAAGAAAGCAUGGUGAAACUUGGAGGGAUAAAAACUGUCGCAUAGGAAUAUGUAAUAAUGGCCAUGUGAACUAUAACCACACACAAUGUCCAACUCCGAAGCCUGUAGUUUGUGCAAAUAACUUCCCUGCUAUUGAAGUGAAAGAUGAUGAUGAUGAAUGUUGCUCCCACUAUGAAUGCCAAUGCAUGUGCUACGGUUGGGGAGAUCCCCAUUAUGUCACCUUCGACGGAACCUACUAUGCUUUUCAAGGCAACUGCUCCUACUGGCUGGUGAAAGAGAUCUUGCCCAAAUACCACUUCAGCGUUAUGAUCGAUAACUUCUACUGCGGUUCAGUUGAUGGCUUGUCCUGUCCUCAGUCCAUCACUGUCUUCUACAAAAGCUACAAGAUCUUUAUUACACAGAAGGAUUUUAAUGGCCAUUUCACAAACAAGAUUUCCGUAAAUGACAAGCCUGUAAGGCCUGCAUACCAAAAUGGUGACUUCCGUAUAACCACCACCGGUAUUGAUACAGUGCUCAUCAUCCCAAAAAUUCAUGCCAAGGUCACCUUCUCCGGACUCAUAUUCGGUAUCACCCUGCCUUAUAGUGAAUUUGGCGGAAACACGCAGGGACAGUGUGGCACAUGUGACAACAACCGAAAAGAUGACUGCAUGCUGCCCAGUGGCAAAAUUGAUCCUUCAUGUCCUAAUAUGGCACACGAGUGGCACACUAACAACAGUCACUGUGAACCUCCAGUUCAGCCUUCACCAAUACCUACGCCUAAUACCUGUAAUACAACCAUCUGUGAGAUCAUCAAGAGCAGUGUGUUUGAAGCUUGCCACAAGAUCAUCGACUACAGUCCGUUUGUUGAGGGCUGCGAGUUUGAUGUGUGCCACAUGCACCUUCCUCACAUCGGCUGCAGUAGUUUAAAAACCUAUGCUAAAGUCUGUGCUGAGGCUGGAGUAUGCAUUGACUGGAGGAGUGCCACCGAUGGCCUAUGUGAAUAUAAUUGUCCAAGUUCCAAAGUGUACAAGGCCUGUGGCCCAUUGGUGGAGCCUACGUGUGAUUCCUGGUACAACCAGAAAUUUAUCUAUGCUGUCAGUGAUUUCAGUGCCAUGACCGAUGUGAAGCUGGAGGGUUGUUACUGCCCAAAUGACACCUUCCUCCUCUCUUCCUCCAACUCAAAUGAAUGUGUGCCAACCUGCGAAAUUUGUCGGUUGCCAAACAAAAAAUGGGUGAAGGCCAAUGCAACAUGGACAGAAGGCUGUGAAGAGUGUAUGUGUGAGGAAGACACACUGGAGGUCACCUGCCGUCACGUGUCCUGUCCAACACAGCCACCCCUCAGCUGUGACCAAGAGGGUCAGGUCAAGGUCACCUACACCACUGGCUGCUGUCAAAAGGAUAAAUGUGAGUGUGAUGUGAGGCAGUGCUCUAAUUUUGUGCCGUCCUGUCCUGCUGGUCACACUCUAAAAACCGUGAUGGAAGUCUGCUGUUUCAAAUACUCCUGCGAGAUUAAACCGAAUGUGUGCGUUUAUAACAAACACGAGUAUCAGGUUGGAGACCUGGUGCCCAAGAGCCCAUGUGACAAGUGCACUUGUACUGAGCAGACAGACGCCAGCAGCCACUAUCACACAAUAAAGUGUCAGCCUAUACCAUGUGACACACACUGCCCUCUGGGUUAUGAAUAUCAGAUCGUCCCGGGCCAGUGCUGUGGAAAGUGUGUCCAAACAAGCUGCGUUGUGACACUGUCGAAGAACGAAACACACACUUUAAAGCCUGGCACCCUGUGGACACCCGCUGGGAAACCCUGUGUGAAGUUUGAGUGUGUGAAGAUCGGGAAUCAGUUCAUCACGGUCGAGGCCAAGACCACCUGUCCUCUCUAUGACGCCAAUGAAUGCAUACCGGGAACAGAGACCAUAGCUCCAGACGGAUGCUGUCGUGUCUGUGUGCAGAAGGGUCAUCAAUGCAGUGUGACCACCUCCGCUGUGCAACUGGAGAGCCAGGGCUGCCAAUCCAAGGAGCUGGUGAACGUCACGUCGUGUAGUGGAACAUGUGGCACAUUCAGCUUCUACUCCACCAAAAUGAAAUCCCUGAAGCACACCUGCGCCUGCUGCCAGGAGGUGGCCACGUCUGAGAGGCAGGUCCACCUCUCCUGCCCAGAAGACAACGACUUAGUCUACACCUACAUCCACAUUGACGCCUGCGGGUGCCUCAAGACAGAUUGCUCUGUGCUUGGCAGCAGUGGACUGGUGAAGACCCCCUCCAGCACCAGGUCCCAGCGACGCAGGAGAUGAGGCAAACAAGAGGGCUGGCAUUUGGACCAGUCACUUGUAAUGCACAUGAAUUUUAGGACUGUAACUGACCAAUCAGAAUUUAAUCAGUCAGUUAGAUUUGCAUGCUUGCUUGAUUCUUCUAUUUAUGUUAAAUGUAUUAGCAUACUUGGAUCUAGUUUGACAAGAUUGUAUACCCACAAAGUUCUCAUUAAUAAAAAUCGUACUGUGGCUACAGGCUGAGCAA